AUGGUAAGUUCUCCUCGGUCGGACCGACUCGCCGCCGCUCCUCCGGUCCCUCCUCGUGCUGUCCUCGCCGUGCACGCGCGUGGUACCCACGGUCGUGAGGAGGAGGAGGAUGUUGCGCGUGAAGGGGAAAUGGCUGCCGAAAACAAGCCGGAAGGACUGAAGAAAGUUCGUAAUCCGGAUCGAAUGUACAGAUCAGCAGUGUGUUAUGCUGGCCAUGGUCCACCUAAGAGUAUCAGUGAUGACACAGAGAUGAACAAUGAACAUGGACAUUUGAAAAUAUACCUGCCCAAGAAGCUGCUUGAAUGUCUACCAAAAUGCACCUCGCUGCCAAAGGAGAGACACCGGUGGAACACUAAUGAGGAGAUCGCAGCUUACUUGAUAACAUUUGAAAAGCAUGAAGAAUGGCUAACGACAUCCCCUAAAACAAGGCCGCAGAAUGGGUCGAUGAUACUGUACAAUAGGAAGAAGGUGAAGUACAGGAAGGAUGGCUACUGCUGGAAGAAGAGGAAAGACGGGAAGACCACACGGGAGGAUCACAUGAAGUUGAAAGUGCAGGGAGUUGAGUGUCUGUAUGGCUGCUACGUCCACUCCUCCAUCAUCCCCACCUUCCACCGCAGGUGCUACUGGCUGCUCCAGAACCCUGAUAUCGUGCUCGUCCACUAUUUGAAUGUUCCAGCCAUUGAGGAUUGUGGGAAGCCAUGCGGUCCGAUACUGUGCUCCAUCAACACAGACAAGAAGGAGUGGGCCAAGUGGACCAAGGAGGAGCUUAUCGGUCAGCUCAAGCCCAUGUUUCAUGGCAUCAAGUGGACUUGCAGCAAUGGGAACAGCAGCUCUGGCUUCUCAGUGGAGCAGCUAGUGCAACAGAUUCUGGACAGCCACCAAACUAAGCCACCUCCCCGGACUCACAACUGCCUCUGCACGGGCACCCUGGGUGCAGGGAGCAGCGUGCACCACAAAUGCAACAGCGCCAAACACCGCAUCAUCUCCCCCAAAGUGGACCCCCGCUCAGGUGGUUACAGCAGUGCCCACUCUGAGGUGCAAAACAAUGACGUGUCGGAGGGGAAGACCGAGCACAGUGCCCACGGGGGCGGCAAAAGCUCCGGGGGAGGCGGAGGGGGCAGUGCCAGGGAGAAGCGCAACGGCAAAGUCCACAAGCCCGUCCUGCUGCACCAGAACAGCACAGAGGUGUCGUCCACCAACCAGGUUGAAGUCCCCGACACCACGCAGAACUCCCCUGUCUCCAUCAGCAGCGGCCUCAACAGCGAUCCAGACAUGGCCGACAGCCCCGUGGUGACAGGGAUGAGCCACGUGGCCUCCGUCAUGUCUGGCCUGUCCCAGAGUGUCUUUAUGUCUGAGGUCACCGGAGAUCCCGUGUACAGCAUGUCUCCCACCGGGGGGCCCAACACUCACCUGAUGGGUGCAGAUGCCACCUCACAGGGCUUGGUGCUCUCCGAUCGUCACAAGUUUGCCUUCCCCAGCGGAGGAGUGGGGGAACCGGGGACCACCGCAGCAGGAGACAGCCUGUCCAUGAUGACUGCUGCCGGGGUGUCUGAGGAACUGGUGCUCUCCAGCAGUCUAGACGCUGGAGGCCUCAAGAUCCCAGAGACCAAUAUGAACUUUGACCCCGACUGCUUCCUGAACAACCCCAAACAAGGCCAGACCUAUGGAGGCAGUGCAAUGAAGACAGAGGGCAACUCUUCCUCGACCUCAUCUUCCUGUGGUGGCAGCAAUGGCACCAACGGCACUCUCCACCGCUCCCCCACCAUGUCAGACAAUGCCUACAUCUUCAACUCAGCUUUGGUGAAGAACAUCAAGACAGAAGACACAUCUUUUGAGCAGCAGCUGGCACAUGAGAGUGGCUACCAGGUGGGGGCAGUAGUGAACUGUGGCAGUGGGGUGGCUGUGGCAUCUGGUGCUGGUUCAGGCCAGGGCGGCCUUGGUCUGGCCCCAGGGGGCUCCCUGCUUCCCUCUGGUGGGGGUCUCAGUCCUAGCACUACCCUAGAGCAGAUGGAUUUCAGUGCCAUCGAUGCCAAGCAGGACUAUACUUCCAACACCACCACAGUGAGCUAUGGUCAAGCCAUGUCCAGUCCUCACAUGCAGCACCAGAAUCGUUCUCCCAGCUUCUUCCUCCAGGAUGCCUCUCAGACUGGCCAGCCUCAGCAGGGGAGGCCCGGCAUGGGCCAGAAAACACACUUGAUGGAGCACAACUCUCAUGACUCUGGAGCUUACAUGGGGAUGCAGGUGGUGAAGACAGACUCACCCGGCACUAACGGCCACCUUCACCACCACCACCAGGGCCACCAGACCCAGCACAGGGCCAACUGUAACGGAGGCUCACCCACAGAGGGUCCCGGCCACGCUGGCUCUCUUCAGUUGCUUCAGUACCAGGGGAGUUUUCCUGGACUUGGCAAUGAGCACGAGGAGGUGGUGGGUCUAGAGCAGCAAGGCAGCGUGGGCUCAGCCCAGAAUGGAGUCUCUGAGAAUGGAGCAGAAAACAUGCUCAAGCCAGGAGACCACAUUCAGACCUGUGGAGCAGGAAAUGGAGAAGGAGGGGGCGCAGAGCACUACAUGCAACAGGCUUCGGAUGGUAGCGGAGGAGGGAAUGGAGGUGCAGGAGAAGGAGUAGCGAUUCAUAAUGGAAACAACAACAACGAUGGCAGCAACCGCUCCCAGCAGCAGCAACAGCAGCUGCAGCCUCUCCUCCAAGGCACAAGCAUGGUCCAGGGACUCUAUAACUCCGUUGGCCCCCAUCAGGGGCUCGGUGGAGGAGCCAGCAACGGGGGAGCAGGCGGGACAGGCAUGGAGAUCAGCUUGGAUCACUUUGACAUCUCUUUUGGAAACCAGUUCUCUGACCUCAUCAAUGACUUCAUCUCAGUGGAUGGCAGUGGUGCCACCAUGUCAGCCGGAGGAGCCUUGUAUGCUCACCAGCUCGUCACAUCCCACAGCUCCGACAGCCAGAACACAGCCGGCGGGCCCCCCCAGCAGGGCCAGGAGGACGGAGGGGCGAGGGGCUCUGGAUACAGCAGCUCAGAGCUCUGCCUUCAGUCCUGCUGCAGCCCCCAGUCUCUGAGCGCAGGGGCCGGAGCAGGGGGAAACCCAGAUGCAGGAUCGUUGUCCUACAUGAAUGUAGCGGAGGUGGUCUCUGCAGCUGUAGCGCAGGGGGCUCUGGGGAUGCUUCAGGCCACAGGUCGGCUCUUCAUGGUCACUGACUACUCUCCUGAGUGGUCCUACCCUGAGGGCGGAGUUAAGGUGCUGAUCACUGGGCCAUGGCAAGAGGCCAGCACAAACUACAGCUGUUUAUUUGACCAGAUCUCAGUCCCGGCUUCUCUUAUCCAACCUGGGGUGCUGCGCUGCUACUGCCCAGCUCAUGACACAGGUCUGGUGACCCUUCAGGUGGCCGUCAGUAGCCAGAUCAUCUCCAGCUCGGUGGUGUUUGAGUACAAGGCCCGAGCUCUUCCCUCACUGCCAUCAUCUCAACACGACUGGCUCUCGCUGGAUGAUAACCAGUUCAGAAUGUCUAUCCUGGAGCGCUUGGAGCAGAUGGAGAGGAGGAUGGCGGAGAUGGCCAGCCACCAGCAGCCGGGCGGUGCAGGGAGUGGCGGAGCUGGGGGAGGAACAGGGGGGACAGGAGGAGGUGGUGGAGGAGGUGGAGGCAACAACAGCCAGUCACAGUGUGUGUCUGGCCAGAUUCAAGCAGGCAGCUCUUUUGAGAGCCGCGUGGUGGUGGUCUGUGAGAAGAUGAUGAGCAGAGCUUGCUGGGCCAAGUCCAAACAUUUAAUCCACUCUAAGACCUUCCGAGGAAUGACACUCCUUCACCUGGCUGCAGGCCAGGGAUACGCCACCCUCAUCCAGACACUCAUCAAGUGGCGCACUAAGCAUGCUGAUAGUAUUGAUUUAGAGUUGGAAGUGGACCCUCUGAAUGUGGAUCACUUCUCCUGCACGCCUCUGAUGUGGGCGUGUGCCCUGGGUCACCUGGAGGCAGCAGUGGUCCUGUACAAAUGGGACCGACGUGCCCUCGCUAUCCCAGACUCUCUCGGCCGCUUACCCCUGUCGAUCGCCCGCUCUCGUGGCCACACCAAAUUGGCUGAAUGUCUGGAGCAGCUCCAGAGGGAAGAGCAGCAGGUUCCAGCCCCUCUACCGCCCGCAGCUCGCAUGUCCUUCUCCCCGGGCCCCGACGCCCCCACCACAGACAGCUGGAUGGUCAGCUGGGCAAACGACAGUGUAGUCCCACCCAGCAGCAAGAAAGGAGGUCCUGCCACCACCACAACCACAUCCAGCACCACCAGCCUCAAUCCAGACCUGAGAAGGCCUCGAUCAGAGCCUUCCAACUACUACAGCAGCGAGGGCCAGAGAGACCUCCCACUUGCUAAAAAACAUAAACCCAACCCAGAACUCUCUCAGACACGGCCGGACAAGGCCAUGUCUGUUCCUCUGAGCCUGGAGCAGCAGCAGCUCCACAAGCUGUCCUCCAGCCCCAAAAGCCUGUCCUCAGAGGGCCUGAGCUCAGACAAGGGCCUGUCCACAGGAGGCUGCCCGGGGACAGUCAGGUGGACAUCGAGAGAGAGCUUCUCCAGCAGCGGCGUGGGAAGGAAGACGCCGGGGGUCGGUGGAGGCAGCAGCCUCGGGAAGGAGAAGCUGGUCAACCGGUUGCGUCAGCGAGAGCAGCUCGGCAUGCUGGUGAUGGCAGACAGAGAAAUGGCUGAUGCAGAGCUGUUAUCCUAUCGGGAGGAUCUGGAGAACCAGGACUGUCUCACGCAGAUGGAUGACCUACAGGUGAACAUGAUGACUCUGGCAGAGCACAUCAUCGAGGCCACGCCGGAGAGAAUCAAGAGGGAGAACUUCACCGCUGCCGACUCUGUGCCCUCAGACACGUCGGGGGUCAGCAACACCAUGAACUGGCUGGCCAACUACCUGGGAGAUGUGGAGCAGCUGCCGAGCAUCAUACACCUGCGAUCUCUUUACAAUGAGCCCCUGACCCCCUCGUCCAACACCAGCCUCAGUCCUGGCGGGUCUCCGCUCAGGGAGACGCCCCUGGAGCGCUCCACCCUCCCGUCCCCGGCCGACUGGAGUGAGUUCAUCAACGCCUCCAACAGCAAGGUGGAGCGGGACCUGGCCCAGCUGACUCUGUCCGACCCCGAGCAGAGAGAGCUGUACGAGGCCGCCCGCCUCGUCCAAACCUCCUUCCGCAAGUACAAGGGACGGCCGCUCCGAGAGCAACAGGAAGUAGCUGCUGCUGUUGUUCAACGUUGUUACAAGAAGUACAAACAGCUAACAUGGAUAGCCUUGAAGUACGCACUUUAUAAGAAGAUGACGCAGGCCGCCAUCCUUAUCCAGAGUAAAUUUCGCAGCUACCAUGAACAGAAGAAGUUCCAGCAGAGCAGGAGGGCGGCCGUGCUCAUUCAGCAAUACUACCGCAGCUACAAGGAGUUUGGGAGGCUGAAGCCUCACCACCGCGGGGCCGCCGCUGCCCUGGUGCAGCACAAACUGAGAGGUAGUCUGCUCACAAAGAGGCAGGAUCAGGCUGCCAGGAAGAUCAUGAGGUUCCUCCGUCGCUGUCGCCACAGCCCCUUGAUGGACCAUAGACUGUUCAAGCGGGGUGAAAGAAUUGAAAAGGGCCAGGGAACAUGA
Molecule: messenger RNA, 5628 nt
Organism: Pleuronectes platessa (European plaice)
Lineage: Eukaryota; Metazoa; Chordata; Actinopteri; Pleuronectiformes; Pleuronectidae
Gene: camta1a
Product: calmodulin binding transcription activator 1a
Biological process (GO): regulation of transcription by RNA polymerase II
Cellular component (GO): nucleus
Molecular function (GO): transcription coregulator activity; protein binding; double-stranded DNA binding
Source: RefSeq, a predicted model, not a curated record